UUGGAGCGUCGACAGUGCAGCAGUCCGGAAUUUUGGCGUAUAUUUCUCUGCUUCUCAAAAUCAUCAUUUGAUAAUUUUUUCCUUAGAAAGCUUUGUUCAGCGGUUGAAAAGUGCUCUGACCUGGGCGCCAGCUGCUUAGAUUGCGAAUUCCCGGCAAAUUGCAAAUACGGCGAGAGCUUACGAUUGGUUUGCCGUCCAAAGACAAACGGCGAUCGACAUAUAGAAAGGAAUGGCGAAUGCACGUUCUGCUAUUUGAAGGACGCGACGUUUCAUCGAUGUCGGCCGAUUUACAAUUGCUCACCAACGGCACCUUCCUUUCAAAGAAUGAUCAAAACGCUGUGCGUCGUAGAUGAGUCUUUCGUUUGUCUUGGACGAAGAACAUUCUACAAAGUAGUUCCUUGCAACUGGACUCGCGGCUAUAAAUGGUGGAAAGCCCUUGUACUUAGCAUAACGUUAGGAGGGUUCGGCGUUGAUCGCUUCUACCUUGGGCUUUGGCGCAGCGGCAUUGGCAAAUUAUUUAGCUUUGGAGGUAUUGGCGUUUGGACCGUUGUUGAUGUCAUUCUGAUAGCUACGGGAUACGUUGGACCUGCCGAUGGUUCGCUCUAUAUGUGA
Soboliphyme baturini is the source of this 612-nucleotide messenger RNA. The record is from the annotation of a GenBank genome assembly. NCBI's taxonomy places the organism in Eukaryota, Metazoa, Nematoda, Enoplea, Dioctophymatida, Soboliphymatidae.